CUCCUUCCUUGUUCAAUCUCUACGAGUACAACACCACCUUAGUCAAUGGUCUCAGGUACGUCCCAGGAACUACAUUUAUAAACAUACACUAUGGCUGCAGUCCUGGUGUCCUGUCCAACGUACAGCUGCAGAGCAAUAUUAGUUGUUCUAUAAUUGGAACAAUCAACACUGGGGUGUUCUUUACUGAUGAAAUUGUUACGAAUGUUCUAGGAUGUUCCUUCACCAUACUGGUUCCUCUUGUUUCUACUGCUUAUAAGAAAUUGUGGGACUCAACUCUAACGCUGCAAGAUGCUGUGAAUGAGGGGUUUGAAGUGGAUUACAGUGAUGCCUCAGGUGGCUGUUUGGCAUGUCAGGAUUCAGGAGGUGUAUGUGAAUUUGAUCAAGAGUUUCGUUGUCGUUGUGGAGACACAACUUUUCCUUUUACUUGCCGAGAUAAUGGCAAGCCACCGGCGUAUUUGAUGCAACCAAACAUUCAAUUUGCAAGAAAGAUUCAUUUACUCAAGUUGACAACAGCAAUUUCAGUUGCUGGAAUUGGGAUGUUAAUCUGCUUCGGGAUCUGGUACACACAGUAUAGAAAGUCAUUCUACAAGUGCUUAAGAUUAAUUAACGGCAAAACAGAAGAUCAGAGUCUGGAGGCGUUACUUAAGCAAUAUGGUUCUCUGGCACCAAGGAGAUACCGCUAUUGGGAAAUCAAGAAAAUGACGCAUGGAUUCAAAGAUAAGCUUGGUGAAGGAGGUUAUGGAGGGGUCUACAAAGGUGAAAUUUCUGAUGGCCGUGCAGUUGCAGUGAAGAUUUUAAAAGCAUCUAAAGGUGAUGGAGAAGAAUUUAUCAAUGAAGUUGCAAGCAUCAGCCAGACUUCUCAUGUCAAUGUCGUGUCUCUUUUAGGAUAUUGUCUUGAUGGGAGGAACAGAGCUCUUAUUUAUGACUUCAUGCUAAAUGGAUCCCUCGAGAAAUACAUAUAUGGCGAUGUUCCUCUCUUGGGACUUCACAGGUUGUAUCAAAUUGCCGUAGGAAUUGCUAAAGGAUUGGAGUAUCUUCACCGAGGAUGCAACAAGAGAAUUUUGCAUUUUGACAUAAAGCCUCAUAACAUACUCCUGGAUGAGGAAUUCUGUCCUAAGAUAUCCGAUUUUGGUUUGGCAAAACUAUGCACCAGGAAAGGAAGCAUUGUAUCCAUGUUAGGAGCACGAGGUACGAUUGGUUUCAUUGCUCCCGAAGUAAUCAGUAGGAGCUUUGGACGAGUCUCACACAAGUCUGAUGUCUAUAGUUAUGGAAUGAUGGUUCUAGAAAUGGUCGGAGGAAGAAAAAAUGUCAAGGAAGAAGUGAGCCAUACAAGUGAGAUAUAUUUUCCUUACUGGGCAUAUCAACAUGUUCAGCUAGACGAUGACCUAAAGCUACAUGGGAUUAUAAGCAAAGAAGAAGAAGAAACUGCUAGGAAGAUGAUAUUAGUAGGUCUGUGGUGCAUCCAAACCGAUCCAGCACAAAGGCCAUCAAUGAGCAAGGUAAUUGACAUGUUAGAAGGAAGCCUGAUCUUAGAAAUCCCACCAAAACCAUUAUUAUGUACUCCUUAUUGUUCAGGAAGACAUUCUUUGACCACACAGGCAAUACCAUUGAACGCCUCCUUAAUUUCUCCAUCCAGUUCAUCACAUUGUUCCACUGAAGCAUCAGCAAUUUCAUAGGCGUAUAUGUAUUUUCACAGCUGCCAAAGACGAAACAUUCCAGAAGUAGUGAACUUGUUUUUUUCUUAAAUGAGUUUGAUUGGAAUUAUUUACAGUGAAGAAAGUAUUUUAGUAUAUUCUACGAGGGUGAACCUAAGGAAUGUUUAUCAUUUAUGAAGCCUGGUCUUUAAUCCUCUUCA
Messenger RNA from Capsicum annuum, 1855 nucleotides. RefSeq names its product LEAF RUST 10 DISEASE-RESISTANCE LOCUS RECEPTOR-LIKE PROTEIN KINASE-like 2.4. Gene Ontology annotation, molecular function: protein kinase activity; polysaccharide binding; ATP binding. The record is from RefSeq and is a predicted model, not a curated record. Gene Ontology annotation, biological process: protein phosphorylation. NCBI's taxonomy places the organism in Eukaryota, Viridiplantae, Streptophyta, Magnoliopsida, Solanales, Solanaceae.